Molecule: messenger RNA, 729 nt
Organism: Cotesia congregata
Lineage: Eukaryota; Metazoa; Arthropoda; Insecta; Hymenoptera; Braconidae
Source: the annotation of a GenBank genome assembly
ACUGAUGGAGGAAGUGGAGGCGACGAAGAACCCGGUAGUUGUUCUUCAAGGCCAUCGAUUAGUGAAACUUCCUGGGCGGAUGCGCAAAAACCGUCAGUGCCAAAUGAAUUUACGUCAACUUUAACAUCAAUUCGACAGCAGUUUCCGUUCGGCGAUGAUACCGAUAAAAUAAUUUCAACAGAGAAACAAGAGACAUUAGAAGAGCCGAGACAUGAUAAAUGUCUUCUACGAGCAGACUGUCCUGUUCAAGCUAUCGAAGUAACCGGUUGUGAGCCAACAACAGACACAAAGAUGGAGCCACUUAUUAUCUCGACGGCUUCUUCAAGUUCUUCAGUAUCGGGACAAACGAGACUUCCUACUAAAUUCGAAGAAGCAUUCAACCUUUUUGAUAAAGAUCGUGAUGGCAGCAUCACGAAAGAAGAACUUGGCAGAGUUAUGCGCGGUUUGGGGCAAUUCGCGAGGACAGAGGAAUUGCGAACAAUGCUGGAGGAAAUCGACACUGAUGGCGAUGGAAAUGUCAGUCUAGUAGAAUUUGUCAAGAUUGUUAGUGAUAUAGGGAAUGCAAACGCUGCUCAGCAGACAAAUCUCACUCAAGAGCAACAGGAGGAACAAGAAUUACGCGAUGCAUUCCGAGUAAGUUUAUCUUUUUGUUCUGUUUAUUUACUUAUCAUUAGGAAUUUUGUAGCGUGGGUUCCAAAUUUACGUUUGAGAGAAAAUUGUGUUAAGUAA